This is a messenger RNA of Rhinichthys klamathensis goyatoka, 839 nucleotides long. Its product is annotated as zinc finger protein 239-like. The record is from RefSeq and is a predicted model, not a curated record. Bases 3 to 839 code for a protein of 278 amino acids. Lineage: Eukaryota; Metazoa; Chordata; Actinopteri; Cypriniformes; Leuciscidae. The transcript has a single exon. Gene Ontology annotation, biological process: regulation of transcription by RNA polymerase II. Gene Ontology annotation, molecular function: DNA-binding transcription factor activity; RNA polymerase II cis-regulatory region sequence-specific DNA binding.
CGAUGGAAAUGAACGAAGACAAACAACAUCAGUUUCAAAAACCUCAGCAUUUCAAAAAUGAAGAUGGAAACACAGUCAUUCAACAGACCGAAAAGUGUUUCCCACAAAAACGAGCUCGAAAAACUGGAAAAGGAUCUUUCACCUGCUCUGAGUGUGGAAAGACUUGCACACAAAAAUCAGGCCUUGAGAAACACAUGAGAAUUCACACUGGAGAUAAACCGUUCACAUGCUCUCAGUGUGGAAAGAGUUUCACUCAGAGCAGUAAUCUCAGAGAUCAUCUGCGCCGUCACUCUGGAGUGAGAUCAUUCAGCUGUGAUCAGUGUGAUAAAACAUUUGUUGUGGAAUCAAACUUAAGAAGACACCUUAUAGUUCAUGCUGGUGUGAAGCCUCACUUUUGUUCUUUUUGUGGAAAAAGUUUUUCACAACUACAGGCUUUAAAAGAGCAUGAGCGUAUUCAUACUGGUGUGAGACCUUAUGUGUGCUCUGACUGUGGGAAGAGCUUCAAUACAUCCACCCACUUAAAAAACCACCUUAUAGUUCAUACUGGUGUGAAGCCUCACUUUUGUUCUUUUUGUGGAAAAACUUUUUCACUACUACAGCCUUUAAAAGCGCAUGAGCGUAUUCAUACUGGUGUGAGACCUUAUGUGUGCUCUGACUGUGGGAAGAGCUUCACUACAUCCAGCCACUUAAAAAACCACCAGAGAGUUCAUACUGGACAGAAACCGUACAAGUGUUCACACUGUGGAAAGAGUUUUGCUCAAUCAUCUAAUCUACGGAAUCAUGAGAAAAAGCAUUGCCCAAGACGUCUAAGUGAGCAAAGUUCACAUUUACGUUCAUGA